UAUAGAUCGACCCUACCUUGACCAACCAUGCCAUACAUGCCGUACGUAAGUCUUCUUUGUUUGUCCACUCAUGCCAUGCACUCACCCCCCAUCCACUCAUCCACUCCACUUGUUCAUUCAUUCAUUCGACCUCUGCCGGUGGUGGGUCGGGGUCGCCCGCGUCGUUUCUGUCCAGCACAUAGACGUGGCUGUGGCAGGCCAGCGGCGCCUGCACCCCGCCCACUGCCCCUCCAUACACACCAGACUGGUCACCACUGCCUCCCUCCUGCCCCCCCUCCCCCGCCUUAGCCUUGCUGGCCGCCUGAUGCGCCCGCCUGUUGGGCACCGCCUCGAUGCCCAGGUAGCAGUCUCUCAGCCGUCUCUCGUUGGGCAGCUCCUCCCCCUCGCAGAUGAGUGUCUGGUUCUCCACUGCAAUGGCCAUGUGCUGCGACAGCUGCUGCUUGACGUCGGCUAUGGAGUCGUGGAAACACAUCUCAAGGGCCACAGUCUGGGCCGUGUGGGCAUUGGUGAGGAAGAGCACCAGGGGCGGCAGGGGGGGCGACUCCACUAUGUAGAGGUGGACAUGCGCGGCCCCGGGCGGCAGGCCGCUUUCCUUAAUUUUGGCCUUGUUGGGCAGGAAGGUCCCGGCGCUUCCUUCCAUCAGCACCAGACGCCCCUUCGGCACCUCAGGGGCGGGCGGGGCGUUCUGCUGCCACAAGGCCAGCAGCCGGCCCUUGAAUGACAGGACGGUCUCCUCCAGCUCGGCUUCAAGGUCGAUUUGCCGGCCGUCUCCAGGCAGGUGGACUGUCGCAGCGACGCUGGUCGCCGCGGCGGCUGCCACCUUUUGCCGAGUGUGCUGGCGGGAGAACGACUUGGAGAAGGACUUGGAUGCACCGGCAGGCGGCACAUCCGUGCCCUCCAUUGACUUGUCCAUGGGGAUUGUUAACGAACGGAGGGGGCGUAGGG
Messenger RNA from Vitrella brassicaformis, 945 nucleotides. NCBI's taxonomy places the organism in Eukaryota, Vitrellaceae. The record is from the annotation of a GenBank genome assembly.